CAAUGAAGCGCUGUGUGUGUUGUGGGCGUGGCAGUCGCGGUGCAUGACGGGCGUUGUUGGGGAAUUCCCAACACGAGGACCGCGGACUCCCGAUCUGUCUGCUCCCGAUACCGUGUCUUCCUCCUGUUAUGGAUCCGCCAAGUGAGACCGGGAUGGACCCUCCGCUGAGUCAGGAAACAUUUGAGGACUUGUGGAGUCUGCUGCCUGCCAGUAUCCACACUGUAAAUGGUCCGGAAGAUUCCAUGCUGGACUUUGGGUACACGCUGCCUGUCGAAAUGUCCGUCUUACAGGAGGGCGGGAUCAGCAGUUCUUACGCCCCGGUCCCCUCUUCUGCUGUCCCCUCCAUAGAGGAUUAUCCUGGACAGUAUGGCCUGAAACUGGAGUUCCAGCAGAACGGGACAGCGAAGAGUGUGACCUGUACGUACUCCACGGAUCUGAACAAGCUGUUCUGUCAGUCUGCGAAGACUUGUCCCGUUCUCAUCCGGGUGCAGAUCCCUCCUCCCUGCGGCUCCCUACUCCGUGCCGUCGCCGUGUACAAGAAAUCCGAGCAUGUGGCAGAGGUGGUGAGACGGUGCCCUCACCACGAGAGAUCCACGGAGCUGGGAGACG
Molecule: messenger RNA, 609 nt
Organism: Pseudophryne corroboree (corroboree frog)
Lineage: Eukaryota; Metazoa; Chordata; Amphibia; Anura; Myobatrachidae
Product: cellular tumor antigen p53-like
Exons: 5
Biological process (GO): apoptotic process; regulation of transcription by RNA polymerase II
Cellular component (GO): nucleus
Molecular function (GO): protein binding; DNA-binding transcription factor activity, RNA polymerase II-specific; RNA polymerase II cis-regulatory region sequence-specific DNA binding
Source: RefSeq, a predicted model, not a curated record